AUGGUAAGCUUUUAUGAAACAGCUGGAAUAUGUCUUCGUUAUAAUCAUGAUAUUAGUCGUUUAUGUUCAAAUGAUCGAUCUGUAUUACUUCAUACUGCUGCUGAUAAUAUAACUUGUUUAGGUGAAGUUUUUAUAUUCUAUCAUUGUGAUUUAAUUAAUCAUAAAACUUUAAUGAAUUUACUUGAUAUUCAAUAUGGAAAAACAACAAUGAAAUAUCAGCGAUGGGCAACUACAUUUAGUCCAUCAGAUAUUGUUUUAUUUAAAUUAGCAGUUUCUUUAUUUGCUUUUUCUUCAAAUGCUCGAGCACUUCAUGGAGAUAUUUCUAUCGAAUUUAAUAACAUCAAUCAAAUAUUAGAAAUUCAAAAUAAAUAUGCUGAAUUAACAUGGAAAUAUCUUAUUUAUGAAUAUGGAUAUUGUCAAGCUAUUCGAAGAUUUAUUAAUUUAAUUCAAUGGUUUUUAUCCAUAAGUACUUUCAUGUCAUAUGCACAUAAUGCUCCCACUUAUGUUA
Molecule: messenger RNA, 508 nt
Organism: Rotaria sp. Silwood2
Lineage: Eukaryota; Metazoa; Rotifera; Eurotatoria; Philodinida; Philodinidae
Source: the annotation of a GenBank genome assembly